Hypomesus transpacificus is the source of this 3198-nucleotide messenger RNA. It is a transcript of the gene tmem62, whose product is annotated as transmembrane protein 62. NCBI's taxonomy places the organism in Eukaryota, Metazoa, Chordata, Actinopteri, Osmeriformes, Osmeridae. The record is from RefSeq and is a predicted model, not a curated record. Gene Ontology annotation, molecular function: hydrolase activity. Bases 176 to 2122 code for a protein of 648 amino acids. The transcript has 14 exons.
GUUUCCAUUUCCAACCCGGUCAGUUCGGUAUGCCUAUAGCUUCCGCAUCUUGAUGCAUCUGUUUAUCAAUCCACGUUUCUCAAUGUAUCUGUGCCCCAGAAUAAUGUUUAGAAGCAGUGUUUAGCUAGUUAGUACUGCUAAGCUAGUUAGCAUUUACACCAUUCUCUCCCACAAGAUGCUGAGGUUGUUCGGUGCGCUGGUUCUUGUUGGACUGAUAUUAGCUUGCUUGACUUCUUGGGUGCUGGAGAGCUACGACACCGCCUGGCACCCCAAACGAAGUGUCAAGCACUCCAGUGACCAUGAUGAUCAUGAGGAAUCUCGGAAUAGUGUUCCCCCAUAUCCCGGCGGUGAAUUCGAGAACAUAUUUUGGUUUGUGCAGGUGUCUGACAUUCAUAUCAGCCGCUUUCACGAUCCCGAACGGAUUUCAGAUUUUGAGAAGUUCUGCACUGACACCAUUGAAGUGAUUAAACCUGCUCUUGUUCUCGUAACAGGCGACUUGACCGAUGCUAAGACAAAGAGCAAGGUGGGCUCCCUGCAGCACGAGGUGGAGUGGCAGGCCUACCACAACGUCUUGAAACGCUCCCGCGUGCUGGAGCGCACCAAGUGGAUCGACAUCCGGGGAAACCACGAUGCCUUCAACAUAAUCUCCCUGGACAGUGUGAAUAACUACUACAGGAAAUACUCAGCCAAUCAGAAGGUGGGAUCUUUCCACCAUGUCCACCAGACUCAAUUUGGGAACUACUCCUUCAUCUGUGCAGAUGCAACUCUCACUCCCGGACCAAAACGACCAUUCAACUUCUUUGGCAUUCUCAACCAGGAUCAGAUGGAUAUUUUGGCAGACUUCCGAUUGGAGAGCCGCAGUAGCAACCAGUCGAUCUGGUUCGGCCACUACCCCACCUCCACCGUCAUCUCCCCCUCUCCCGGCCUGAGAGGGGUGAUGAGCUCAGCUGUGGCGUACCUCUGUGGCCACCUGCACACCUUGGGGGGUCUGAUGCCCGUCCUGCACAGCCGACACCCCCAGGGUACCCUGGAGCUGGAGCUGGGGGACUGGAUGGGAAAUCGCAGAUACAGAGUUCUGGCCUUUGACCACGACCUGCUCAGCUUCUCAGACCUCACCUUCCAACAAUGGCCCGCAGUGCUCAUCACCAACCCCAAGGAGGCGCAGUACCUCCACCCCGGAGCCGAGCCCCUGGGGAGGGUGAGGCGCUCCACCCACAUCAGGGUCCUGGCCUUCUCGGAGGCCCCCAUCACGGCCGUGUACGUCAGCGUGGACGGGGUGGGGCUGGGGGCGGCGCGCCGGGCGGGGGGGCCCCUGUACGUGCUGCUGUGGGAGCCCUCCCUCUACCUUACGGGGCCACACACCAUCAGUGUCAAAGUGGAGGACUCGGCUGGGCGCUCGACGGUGCGAGAGCAGCACUUCUCUCUGGAAGGAGACAUCUCCCCCAGCUUUGGCUUCUUCCAGUCCUUCAUCCUCCUCUCCGACCACUACAUCUUGGCCCGGGCAGCGUUUGUGACCGUGACGUUGCUGAACGUGGGAGUUCUGGUGUUGUUCCGGUUCCUGCGCGCUCCCCCCGCCAGAGUGUCGGGCCCGUCCUCCCAGGUGUGCCUGUCUCUGCAUCUGCUCAGUAAGACGGACGCGUUCUACUACUCCCUGCUGCUGUUCAACCUGUGCACGGCCCUCGGGCCUUGGUUCGUAGGGGAGCUGAUAGACGGCCACAGGGGUGUGUGUUUUUCCUUUGGUGUUUUCAUCAAUGGCCACUUCCUAGAAGGCAGUCUCACCUAUUUGGUUGGAGUCUCGCAGCUGGUCUUCUUCAACACGCCUCUCGCCUGCUACCUGUGCUGGAGCCUAGAGCUGCGUUGCCGUGGCGGCUCGCUGCGCUCUCAGCUGUGCCGGCCGGGCUGUCGCCCGUGGACCCUGGCGGUGCACGGCGCCAUGCUGCUGCUGCUGGCCUGGCAGGCCCACUCCUGCCUCUUCCUGCUGGAGACCUACGGGCCCAUGGCCUUCCUGUUGUCCCCCGUGCGCACGUGGGCGCUGGGCCUCAGCCUGGCGCUGGUGCACCGCGCUUGGAGGGGCCCCGUGCCGCGCCUCGGCAACGGCGGCAAGGCCGCCUCGCCCUCUUGACCGCUCGCGCCCCCCUCCCCCUGGCCCGUGGUUUUGGAGCUGCGCCGUGUCUUUGUCGGGGGGGGGGGGCUGUUUUCUUCCUUCCUAUUCCACUUUCUCACUUGCUGUGCUCUCACAGCUUCUGGUGUUGUUGAAUAUGUAUGUUUUCGUGAGGCACCGAGCACCCCCAGAGCACAGCUGACAGACCUGGUGUUGAGUCUGAACCGUCAUGCAGUUCAGUAUAUCAGUGUACAGUAGACUACAGUAGUAUACCAGUAUAUUAGUGUACAGUAGACUACAGUAGUGUACCAGUAUAUCAGUGUACAGUAGACUACAGUAGACUACAGCACCACAGCUGCCAUGGAGUUUAAAAGAAGAAAAAGUUAAUUUGACUUCACUUCUUUCAUCCGAGUAACUCAAUUCAUGAUUUACAAAAUGCUCGACUACCAAAGUAGUCCAUUAGUGACGACUCAGAGUAGCUCCAAAUGCCCAAUCGCCCUCUUAGGGACUCUUGAACAAGGAUCAGAUGUCAUGGGCCUAUUUUACCACUGGCUCAAGUCUUCACCUUUUACAGAGGAGCGAAUGUUUGAACGUGGGUCCAAGCAUUCGUCUAAAUGUGAUGGAGAGCGAAGGGGUGUAUUACACGACUCUAGUUCAUUAUGUUGCUUUAGGUGGUACACAAACACAUGUAUGAAUUAUAGCAAGUUUAUUGUGUUUGUGUAGAGAGAGGACUUCAGGGCCCCUCUGUCCCCCUGAUUCUCCAAAUCAGUCCCAGCAGCCAGCUGCUGUUUCUCAGGAACUUGAGGGCGAGAACAAGGUUUUAGAAACAUCCUCAUCGGGAACUGAGAAUCUUACAAUGUUGUUGUUUUUAAUCAGUACUAUACUCAAUGGUAGUUACACCAUACAUUCACACUAAAAUAAGGGCAUUAUCUGGGGAUCAUGAACUCAUUAAGGAAUGUACAUUUGUUGUAAAAUCUAUCAAUAGAUAUAUUAAUUAUGAAUAGAUUAUUGUAUAUAUAUAAUAUAUAUAAUAUAUAUAUAUAUAUAAAAAUAUAAUGCUGGAAAUGUUACAGCAUUAUACUGUGUGAUUUCCUUUU